GCCUGCUGGCGCGACCGCGCGUUUUAUUCGACCAUUUGCGCAACGAUGAUCACAACGCCCAAGGCGUCGGCGUACCAUGCGCACGAGACGAGCGAGGCGUCGGCGGUCGCGAUCCAGAUCGAGGCCAAAGAAGGCUCCAUCACGCACGCGUCGCCCGAGACGUCGGCUGUUGGGCGCUUCUUCCGGCGGCUCCUGCCGGCGCUGAGCUCGGCGUUUGUCGCGUCCGUCGCGUACGUGGACCCGGGCAACUUUGCCACCAACAUUCAGAGCGGGUCCAACUACGGCUUUACGCUGCUCUGGGUCAUCCUCGUCGCUAACGUCAUGGCGAUGCUCUUCCAGACGCUCUCGGCCAAGCUCGGGCUCGCGACCGGCAAGAACCUGCCGGAAAUCAUCCGCGAGCAGUGCCCGACUUGGUUUGUGCUACUCAUGUGGCUCAUUGCCGAGAUCGCGGCGAUCGCGACCGACGUGGCCGAAUUCAUCGGGUCCGCCAUCGCGUUUGAGCUCCUCUUUGGCAUUUCGCUGGUGUGGGGCGCGCUCAUCACGUGCUUUACGACCAUGCUACUGCUGCUCGUGCACCAGCACCAGACGCGCGUCUUUGAGGCCGUCAUCUUCUCGCUUGUCUCGGUGAUUGUCGUCUCGUACAUUGUCGAGACUGCGCUGCAGUCGAUCGACUGGGGCGACGUCGCGUACCACACGUUUGUACCUGCGUUCGACGGCAAGGACAGCGUGUUGCUCGCCGUCGGGAUCGUCGGUGCGACCGUCAUGCCCCACGUUAUCUACCUCCACUCGUCGCUCACGCAAGGUCGCUUCAGCGUCAGCGAGACGGGCGACGUCAUCUUGCCGCCGCUCGCGUUUGAGAUCACCGGCAUCAUCAUCGCACUCGGGAUCGCGGGCUUUGUCAACAUGUCGAUGCUCAUCAUGGCGGCAGCGACCUUCCACGCCAACGGCCAAAACGAUAUCACAACGAUCGAGACGGCGUAUGUGACGCUCGAGCCGCUCCUCGGCAAGGCCGCGAGCACCGUCUUUGCGAUCGGCCUUCUCGCGUCCGGCAUUUCGUCGUCGGCUGUCGGAACGCUCGCCGGCCAAGUCAUCAUGGCAGGGUUCCUCCGUCGCCAAGUAUCGAUGUGGAUCCGCCGGCUCGUGACGAUCGUGCCGUCGCUCAUUAUUGUGUUUGCGGGCGUCGACCCGACCGAAGCGCUGGUCGUGAGCCAGGUCGUGCUCAGCUUUUGCAUUCCGUUUGCACUCGUGCCACUGGCCUACUUUACGAGCAAGACGGCCAUUAUGGGCGCGUGGGCCAACUCGUACUUGAUUUCGGCCAUCACGGCCGUGCUCUGCCUUCUCAUCGUCGGCCUCAACGUCUUUUUGAUCGUUGGCGCCUUUACCGCUGAAUCCUAAGCGCUCAAUAAAGGACGUCAAGUCGCUGGACACCUCGAGAGACGGCAAGCAUGAUGAAGCUUUGGAUACACGCCUCUAAGCAGGCACACAACUUUUGUCGCAA
Molecule: messenger RNA, 1498 nt
Organism: Saprolegnia diclina VS20
Lineage: Eukaryota; Oomycota; Saprolegniomycetes; Saprolegniales; Saprolegniaceae
Product: manganese transporter
Exons: 1
Coding region: 46-1395 (449 amino acids)
Biological process (GO): cellular response to iron ion; metal ion transport
Cellular component (GO): membrane
Molecular function (GO): manganese ion transmembrane transporter activity; cadmium ion transmembrane transporter activity
Source: RefSeq, a predicted model, not a curated record